GCUUGCGUUGACCUUGCAAUUUUUGUUGCGUUUUUUCACGGUUUUUACACGAUUGCUAGGGUGGUGAGACACAUUUAUUAUUGUACUACUGCACGUUUAACAGUAUCCUAGGGGGUUGCGAAAAUCGCUUCACGGGCUAUUUCUCGCUAGCAAGCGGUAUUAUUUUAAAUGCGUCACGUGUUUUUUCCUUUGUGUGAUUUUUUAUUCGAUUGUGACGGAAUAGGUUGACGGCGGCAACCGCCACCAUUAUAUUAUCGUAACCUUAAAGAAAAAUCAAACGUAUUGGACCAGUACAUGUGUAAAAUGAUUUUCCGCACCUGCGAGGUCUCAGAAUGUUUCACAAUUCCCGUGAAAGGAGUAUGCGAACUAGGUACAGUCGCCGGUGGAUGUAGGUGGAGGUGGAUAUGUGCACCCGAUUUUCCAGGCAGUUUUCCCACCACCGUAUUUAAAAUUCAUAUAUAAACAUCAGACAACUGCCUUACUAAUAUCAAUCUUCGUUUGUGUUUACUACAACAAUAACAAUAACGUGCCAAAAAAUGGGUUCCAUAACUCCUUUGAUUUCACUCGCCUUUUUGGCUCUAUACUAUACUUCAUCUGUAACGACUGCCGAAUUAGCCGAUAACGCAGUAGCAGAAGGAGUUAUCAAGCACACCCAUUACCACACUGGAGAUGUAGCACAUGCCCACAAACAUGACGGAGAGGCCCAUCAUGAACAUCACCACAAAGGAAGUGCCGAACAUGCCCAUCACCAUGGUGGUGAAUUUGGUCAUGGUCACCAUCAUGGUGGUGAGUUCGGACACGGGCACGAACAUCACGGUGUCGCUGAACAUAAACAUCACCAUGGUGGAGAAUUCGGGCACGGACACAAACAUCACGGUAGUGCUGAACACUCCCAUCACCACGGUGGUGAAUUCGGACACGGACAUAAACACGCCGGUGAAUUUGGACAUGGACAUCAACAUCAUGGUGUAGCUGAACAUAAACAUCACCACGGUGGAGAAUUCGGACAUGGGCAUCAACAUGGUGGUAAAUUCGGUCACGGACACGAACAUCACGGAAGUGCUGAACACAAACACGCUCACCACGGUAGCGCUGAUCACAAACAUCAUCAUGGCGGUGAAUUCGGACACGGACAUCAGCAUCAUGGCGUAGCUGAACAUAAACAUCACCACGGAGGAGAAUUCGGACAUGGGCAUCAUCAUGGUGGUAAAUUCGGUCACGGACACGAACAUCACGGAAGCGCCGCUCAUAAACAUCACCACGGUGGUGAAUUUGGACACGGACACGAACAUCACGGAAGUGCUGAACACAAACACGCUCACCACGGUGUCGCCGAUCACAAACAUCACCAUGGUGGAGAAUUCGGGCAUGGACACAAACAUCACGGUAGCGCUGCACACAAACAUCACCACGGCGGAGAUUUCGGACAUGGUCACAAACACGGUGGUGAAUUCGGUCACGGACAUCAACACAAGGGAAGCGCUGAACACGCACAUCAUCAUGGCGGAGAAUUCGGACACGGGCAUCACCACGGUGGUAAAUUCGGACACGGACAUCAACAUCACGGCAGUGCAGCACACAGCCAUCACCAUGGCGGUAAAUUCGGACACGGACAUGAACAUAACGGAGGAGCAGAACAUGCUCAUGAACACCACGGAAAAGCUUCCCACGGACAUCACCAUGCUGGUCACUCAAAACACCAGCACAAACACACCGUUUAAGAUAAUAAAAAAUAUUCUAAGUAAUGAUGGUGCUCAAACACAUGACAUUGACUCGACUACGGUGAAGGACAUUUUCGACUUGAUAAGUAAUAUCAAUUUUUCUUCUUCCACCUUCCUCUUUCUAGUCAUGAACAUUAUUCCUAUGUCUUAUCUCAAUUAAUAUAACACGCGCAACAAAUUAUUUUCUGUUGCCUGAUCUUUUCAUGUUUUGUCAUAUUUAUAUACUUGUCUGUUUUUACUAUCCUUAUACUGAUACUAUUACGGGUUGUUUGAUUUGCUUAACUCUUAUUCGUUUAUUAUACGUGUUCUGUGAUACAUUUAAGAGAUGGUGGUAAUAAUAUUAAGUUUAUUGUUGUUAUAACAUAUUAUUAUUAUUGUAUUAAAUAUAUAUUAUUUUUUCGUUUGUAA
Molecule: messenger RNA, 2129 nt
Organism: Daktulosphaira vitifoliae (grape phylloxera)
Lineage: Eukaryota; Metazoa; Arthropoda; Insecta; Hemiptera; Phylloxeridae
Product: histidine-rich glycoprotein-like
Exons: 3
Coding region: 537-1721 (394 amino acids)
Source: RefSeq, a predicted model, not a curated record